This is a messenger RNA of Herpailurus yagouaroundi (jaguarundi), 1424 nucleotides long. RefSeq names its product GTPase, IMAP family member 5 (gene GIMAP5). The coding region runs from base 285 to 1214 and encodes 309 amino acids. The transcript has 4 exons. The record is from RefSeq and is a predicted model, not a curated record. Gene Ontology annotation, molecular function: GTP binding. Lineage: Eukaryota; Metazoa; Chordata; Mammalia; Carnivora; Felidae.
GCCACGGGCCCCCGAGAGCCUCCUGCCGCCGCGUCCCCGCCGCCGCGAGAGCCGACGUCGAGCACGCAGCCCGCGGCGCCGCUCCUGGCUAGAUCCUCCUACAAUCCCUGUCUGAUUCUGUCAUUUCUGCUCACAUGCUGCCUGCCACUCUCUCAUGAUACCUCGUCCCAUUUUGGAGAAGGUUAGCAGAAUUUUCCUUUUGGAGAAGAAAUCUGCCUUCGUUCCCAAAUCACUCACUUUUGCCUGUGCUGAGGUUGACACGUACCACAUUCUUUCAGAAGAGAAUGGAAGGGCUUCAGAGAAGCAGAUAUGGAACUAUGACUGAAGGCAGAGGGGAAGAUAACUGGUUUGCAACAUCGUCCUCACUGAGGAUCAUCCUGGUGGGCAAGACAGGCAGCGGGAAGAGUGCCACAGGGAACAGCAUCCUCUGCCAGCCAGUGUUCGAGUCCAAGCUGAGGAGCCAGCCUGUGACCAGAAAGUGCCAGGCAGAGACAGGGACCUGGGAUGGAAGGAACAUCCUGGUGGUUGACACACCCCCCAUCUUCGAGGCAGGGGCUCAGACCCAGGACACGUACAAGGACAUCGGGGAUUGCUACCUGCUCUCUGCCCCGGGGCCCCACGUGCUGCUGCUGGUGACCCAGCUGGGGCGCUUCACCGCCCAGGACACGGUGGCGGUGAGGAGGGUGAUGGAGAUCUUCGGGGAAGAAGCCAUGAAACACAUGGUGGUCCUCUUCACCCACAAGGAGGACUUGAUGGGCGAGUCCUUGGACAAUUACGUCGCAAACACGGACAACCAUAGCCUGAGGAGCGUGGUCCAGGAGUGCAGCAAGAGAUACUGCGCCUUCAACAACAAGGCCACCGGGGAGGAGCAGGGGGAGCAGCGGGCCCAGCUGAUGGCCGUGGUCGAGAGGCUGGAGAGGGAGAGCCAGGGCGCCUUCCACACCAACAGCCUCUUCUUUGAAGCCCAGAUGCUGCUGCAAGACAGGGGCAGUGCCCACGGGGAAGAGCACAGGCGCUUCCUGACCAAGGUGCAGGAGUAUGUGGAAAAGCAGCAGCGAGCCCUGAAAGAGAGAGGCAGUAACUGGGCCUCCAGGGUGCUCCUCAGAGUCAAAACCUGGGUGUUUUCUAACCCUGGGAUAUCUGCCUUCCUUGUUAUAUGCUUUCUGAUUUUUCUUGCCGUUUUAAUUAACUUGUGUAUUACUCAUGCACACUGAGCGUUUUCAGAUGAUUUCUGCAGUCAGCUAUAUUAUUUUUUGAGUCCCCGUCUCUGUCUGUGUCAGAUUCUUCAUAUGCCUUUUUACAUAAUUUCACUUCAGUUUCUCUUCCUUGCAUUAGACAUGCCACCUUUCCUUUUCUUUUCAAGUGCUUUUAGGUAAAUAAAAUCCAAAGGAAAAAAAUUUUUUUGUUUUUGUUAAAAAUUGUAG